This is a messenger RNA of Daphnia magna, 948 nucleotides long. Its product is annotated as zinc finger MYM-type protein 5-like. The record is from RefSeq and is a predicted model, not a curated record. The transcript is spliced from 2 exons. The coding region runs from base 241 to 948 and encodes 235 amino acids. NCBI's taxonomy places the organism in Eukaryota, Metazoa, Arthropoda, Branchiopoda, Diplostraca, Daphniidae.
UAGGUAUUUUGAUUUUUUGACGAAUUCUUAUAGUGUCAAUGUAACUCACUAGAUGGAUAAUAUGUUUUGUAGUUCAAGCAGACUAUCUUAAAAGUCCAAGUUUGAGUUUGAAUUGGUUAAGUCACGACUCAGGUACGUAUUUAUAUUUUACUUAGAUUUAACAUGUAUAAUUCUGAAUUUUAGUUGUUUGUACAAGAAUAUUUUACUCUAAACCUUUAGCUUUAAGAAUUGCUAUGACCUAUGAGUGAUCAGCAAGUGAAAAAGAGACUUCGGCAAUCAGGUUCGCAAUAUCGAUUGCAGAAGCAAAGACGAAGUGAAGAAAAUUCUAAGCAAGGGUCAGCUCUUUUACAGUUUUUAAAACCGGCAAACAGUAAUAAUAAGGAUCAACAACAGCCAAAAGAGCAUAGCCAGCGAGAAGAAGAGACUGAAGAGUUAGAAAACCAAGACCUAGAUCUAGAAUUACUUCAGGCUGAGACGGCAGGCCCUGACCCCGACACAGAAAAUAAUCCAGAUAUUCUGAAAAUCUCAAAUUUAGAUAUCACUGUCUUUGUAGAGAAAGUCAGCACUGAAGGUUCAUUUGACGCUAAAGAUCCUGCUACGUGGCCAACGAUUAUAAAUGAAGAUUUACGCCAAACUUUAGUGAAAAAAGGCUUUCGUCAAAUCAAAAAUUUUGAAUAUCCUAGCAAUGAAAAGAAGAGAAGAUUCAAUGAAAGAUUUUUUAUUCGUCGUAUGCCAAAUGGAGAAAUGGUUCCAAGAAAAUGGCUUAUGUAUUCUGUGUCAGCAGACUCUUUAUUUUGCUUUUGCUGCAAACUUUUUUCCAACGAAAGUACUUCAUGGACUAAGAGAGGUUUCGAUGACUGGACCCAUACUUCAACUGCAUUGGAAAAACACGAGAAAAACCAAAAGCAUUUGAAAGCAUUUAGUGAUUGGAUCUUGAACUUCGACUAA